This is a messenger RNA of Anopheles cruzii, 1002 nucleotides long. Its product is annotated as MKI67 FHA domain-interacting nucleolar phosphoprotein. Gene Ontology annotation, biological process: maturation of LSU-rRNA from tricistronic rRNA transcript (SSU-rRNA, 5.8S rRNA, LSU-rRNA). Gene Ontology annotation, molecular function: RNA binding. NCBI's taxonomy places the organism in Eukaryota, Metazoa, Arthropoda, Insecta, Diptera, Culicidae. The coding region runs from base 73 to 936 and encodes 287 amino acids. The transcript has 2 exons. The record is from RefSeq and is a predicted model, not a curated record. Gene Ontology annotation, cellular component: nucleolus.
ACGUGCGUCGCAAUUCUUCGGUACCGCGUGGAAACGCUCUGUGUUUCAGUUGUUAAAGAAAUUCUCUUCAAAAUGAGCAAAAAAGUAUUGAGCAGUAAACGGUUGGCGAACCCUAAAGCUCAGACUGCCAACCAGCCGAAAGCAACGGGAGGGUCGGGUACGAUUUUGGUGCGCCAUCUACCAAAAGGCUUCGUGGAACAAAAGGUUCGUUCGUUCUUUGCCCAUUUUGGAGACAUCGAAAAAGUGGUUGUCGGACGCUCGAAGACAACGGCGCGCGAGUUGGGCCACGCGUAUGUGAAAUUCAGCAUCUACGAGGUGGCAGAAAUUGCGGCCAGCUCCGUAAACAACUAUCCGCUAUUUGACCAAGUUUUGCAAGCGUCUGUGUUACCGAGGAGAUACAAGGGCAUUCCACGCAAUGCGGGACAAGUAAUUGAUACGGAUGGAAAACGAACCACAAUAUAUACCAAAUGGCUCAAGCGCCAGGCUGCGCUGGCAAAUAAGGUCGUAGUAAGCGAGUCAUCGUUGAAAGCUAGAUUGGCUCGCAAGUUGGCCAAGGUGAAACGAGCCGCCAACAAUCUCGGUGAAGCCACAGACCUUAAGAACAUGUACACAAAGACCGCAGAGCUACUCGAAAAAGAGCAACGAGUUCAACAAAGUAAAAAAGAGGUUGAGCCAGCCACUCCUCCGGUCGUGCAAAAUUUAUCCGAAAAACGUCGUCCUAAAACACCCUCCGAAAAAGAAUCAGCGAUUGCUGCCGCAACCAAGUACGCUGAGAAAAUGCUCCCAGGAGCAGCCAAAGUGGAGUCGGCCAACGAGAAAGUGAAAAAAGUCAGUACAGAAGAGAAGAACGCCAAAAGCCAAGGAAUGAAAAAGCGACAAAAUACGGGCAAGGGAAACCUGCUGGUAACUUCGUCCGCGAAGCGUCAGCGCAAGUAAUACGCUAGCUUUAGUGACAUUAUCUCCUGUUUUGGUUCCAUUACAAUCUCUGAUGUUGGAACUUUG